AUGCUCGUACCAAAUAUUUCUUCUCACAAUCGUCAUACCUUUGUUGCCAAUCGAGGUGAGCAUCAGUUUGAUCCGGGCGGCAUUCCAGUCCUUGUGUUUCUUCUUCCGCUAUCAAAGGCUAACCGAUCCUACUCAUUGCCAAAGGUCCUGGUAGACAUGCUAGCCGCCAAUGAUCACUUUUUCUACCAGUUCCUGCAACAGCAUAACAAAACAAAUGAGCAUGCCAAGAAAUCGACUCUCGUUAGCUUUGUCCUAUUGACUGUCGACAGAAUUUCUGUAGCGUAG
Protopolystoma xenopodis is the source of this 285-nucleotide messenger RNA. NCBI's taxonomy places the organism in Eukaryota, Metazoa, Platyhelminthes, Monogenea, Polystomatidea, Polystomatidae. The record is from the annotation of a GenBank genome assembly.